Molecule: messenger RNA, 1500 nt
Organism: Alternaria alternata
Lineage: Eukaryota; Fungi; Ascomycota; Dothideomycetes; Pleosporales; Pleosporaceae
Exons: 3
Coding region: 22-1500 (492 amino acids)
Source: RefSeq, a predicted model, not a curated record
UCUCGCACAAAAGCUUCCAACAUGUCGACCUCCAGGCACGAAACCAAUCGCCGUUCAGUAGGUCACGAUGUCGAAAUGCGUAUCGAGCGUUUCAAGAACUAUACGAUCAUAGCUCUUAUCAACUUCACGACUUUUAUCGCCUUUGCCGGACCAUUGUGGAUUUGCAUUAGAGUCGUCCCGUCUACUACGUUUACACCGCCUACUGUGUCUACACCAUUUACUCUGCCGUUUACUCUGCCAUUUAAUUUCUCAUCUCUCAUGCCCUUCGCUUUGCGCUGGAUAUGUAUUAUCACUCUAUACCUCGGGUGCAUCCAGAAGAACUGGCUGUUCUUCAAUACUAUAGCGAUGGCAGGGACGCACUACAUACUAGAACUUGAAGGGAAUAAGCGACCACAGAAUCAGGACCUCGGAGUACGCACCAACGACUUCGAAGAUUGGAUUCUGGCGAACUUCUGCGUCAUCGCUGGUCUAUCAACCAUCGGGUUUGUGGUGCGAUACUGGUAUCAAGUCAUUGCGCUCACUCUCCAGUCAUUCUUCUACUGGACUUGCACAAUGAGUGGUCUCUGGCUACUAUUGUGUUUGCUGAAACGAGCUAUGAGUUACUACCGAAAGGUCAAAGGACUUAAACACGAAGGCGCAUGGGGUGUCCUUAUUAGUGUCAAUGUUCUACGGUUUUAUAAUCGAUUCGAGGGAUGUCACGCUGAUGGGGUCCCUGGACUACUUCUUGAUGCUGGUCGCGUUCCGUUUGAACUACUCAAGUUCCUGGUUAAUUCAAUCGGCUUUAAACUCGGCAGUGGGUCUUUGUUUGACCGACUACCAGGUGAUUGGAAGGCCGCAAGAAGAUCUUGUAGAUCAUGGAAAGAGGUCGCAGAUUUUUUCGCGGGUUUCGCUGGACUAGCGGGUGAAGAAGAAGAUAGAACGGAAGAGGAUACACGAGAUCCUAACAAUCAAGAAGAACCCUCUUUUCCUCCGUCGGCUUAUGAAUGGGAGCCAAAUCCUGUUAUCCAUGCCCAUCUACGAUCUGAGCAUCCCCAGUCAACAGAUUCUGAUUCUUUCGUGGUCGAGAGUACACCAUUGGAAAGCCGUCGCAUGGAUAUAGCUGGUGAAAGAGAAGAAUUCAGUUCGCAUACGGCUGACAAUUUCGACAACAAAGGCGCCACCAAGUUCAAUGAGAAGUCUUCUUUCGCAUCCAAACACACCGGUCCAACAACGAUGUCCCCUAAUCUAUCUUCGUUUCCAUGCCCGCAAUGUACCUACGUCGCCAAAAAACGGUUCGAACUUAGGCACAUCAAGGGAAAGCACAAUCACCGGUUCAGAUGUGUUCAUGACGGCUGCGGGAAGACAUCCGGCCUUCGGACGAACCUCGAGCGUCACGAAGCGACACACGAAGGAGGAGAAAGAUUUAAAUGUCCCAAUCCUUGGUGUAAGAAGCCUGGACAACUGUUCACGCGUGAAGAUAAUCUUAAGAGGCACAUGAAACGGUGUGUUGCUUCCGAUUGA